Messenger RNA from Candidula unifasciata, 741 nucleotides. Lineage: Eukaryota; Metazoa; Mollusca; Gastropoda; Stylommatophora; Geomitridae. The record is from the annotation of a GenBank genome assembly.
AUGUGUGCUGUAUCAAACAAAGCUGUCAGUGUCAUUACUCUGGGACGUAUGGGGUUUAUGGCAGCCUAUGAUGUCCAGAUGAGGUUUGCCAGGCAGCACCUGGAUGAGCUGGCAGGGAAACCAAAUGUUUAUGGAGAGAACACGCUUUUGUUGGUUGAGCACACUCCGGUCUACACAGUCGGCAUCAGAAACCAGAACUACUCAAAAAUUGAUGAAGUCAAGUUAAAGCAGACGGGAGCAGAAUUCUAUAAGACCAACCGUGGUGGUCUGAUCACUUUCCAUGGACCAGGGCAGCUGGUAGCGUAUCCUAUCCUUAACCUGCAGCAUUUUAAACCCAGUAUGAAAUGGUAUGUUUGUCAGUUAGAGAAGACUUUAAUUACAACCCUAAAGCAGUUUGGACUUACUGGACAAACGACAGACCAAACAGGCGUUUGGGUGGAAGAUAGAAAAAUUGCCUCAAUCGGCCUGCAUGGCAGCCGAUACGUGACUACUCACGGGGUGUCCUUGAACUGUAACGUGGAUCUGGAUUGGUUCAAACAUAUACUCCGUCAGGAGGUGGACUAUGAUGCUGCUGUCAAACCAUUCCUUAGGGGCUUCCAAGAAGUCUUCGAAUGUGAGCUGGAGUUUAAGAUGUUGGAUGAGAAGGAGCUGAGAUCUGUUUGUGCAUCAAGCUCACUCUCAGGGGCAACAAACUGUGAUUCUGAAGUUGCUCCAACCAAGCUGUCACAAAGAGCGGAGUAA